Molecule: messenger RNA, 1584 nt
Organism: Microthlaspi erraticum
Lineage: Eukaryota; Viridiplantae; Streptophyta; Magnoliopsida; Brassicales; Brassicaceae
Source: the annotation of a GenBank genome assembly
AUGUCUCUCAGGCCUAGCGCGAAGACGGAGGUCCGACGGAACCGGUACAAAGUGGCGGUCGAUGCGGAGGAGGGACGGCGGAGGCGAGAGGAUCACAUGGUCGAGAUCAGGAAGAAUAAGAGGGAGGAAAAUCUUCAGAAGAAGAGACGCGAGGGAUUCUCUGCCGCCGCGCAAACUGGACAGGAUCUUCCUUCGGCGAUGAAAUUGAAGGAAAAUCUACCGGAUAUGGUUGCUGGAAUCUGGUCAGAGGAUAGCAAGUUACAACUGGAAGCAACAACUCUCUUGCGGAAAUUGCUUUCAAUUGAACAAAAUCCUCCUAUCAAUGAUGUUGUACAGUCUGGUAUUGUUCCUCGCGUUGUGACGUUUCUUUCAAGGGAUGACUUUUCCAAACUUCAGUUUGAGGCAGCUUGGGCGCUCACCAACAUUGCUUCAGGGACAUCAGAGAACACAAAUGUCAUCAUUGAAAGUGGCGCUGUCCCAAUAUUCGUCCAGCUUCUCACCACAGGUGAUGAGGAUGUUCGUGAACAGGCUGUUUGGGCAUUGGGAAACAUUGCUGGAGACUCACCAAAAUGCCGUGAUCUUGUCCUUAACUUUGGUGCCAUGAUGCCUCUUCUGUUGCAAUUCCAUGAGAAUACAAGAAACUCAAUGCUGAGGAAUGCUACGUGGACGCUAUCAAACUUCUGCAGAGGGAAGCCGCAGCCUUCAUUUGAACAGACGAAACCAUGUUUAUCACAUCUUGUGCGCCUUAUUCAAACAACGGACGAAGAGGUCCUCACAGAUGCAUGCUGGGCUCUGUCAUACCUCUCGGAUAACUCAAACGACAAAAUAGAAGCGGUGAUCGCUGCAGGCGUUGUCCCUCGCCUCAUCGAGCUCUUAGCUCAUUUGUCUCCAACAGUGCUGAUUCCUGCUCUUCGUACCAUUGGGAAUAUUGUAACCGGCACUGAUCAACAGACUCAGACGGUUCUCGACCAUCAAGUGCUUCCUUGUCUUUUGAACUUUCUAACGAACUCUUACAAGAAGAGUAUCAAGAAGGAAGCUUGCUGGACUAUCUCAAACAUUACAGCUGGGAGUUUUAAUCAGAUACAGCAAGUGAUUGAAGCAGGUUUAAUCCAGUCUCUUGUUUGGGUGCUCCAUAACUCAGAGUUCGAAGUCAAAAAAGAAGCUGCUUGGGCAAUCUCAAAUGCUACUUCUGGUGGCACUAGUGAGCAAAUCAAGUUUAUAGUGAACCAAGGUGCUAUCAAACCGAUAUGCGAUCUUCUCAACUGCCCAGAUCUAAGAAUCAUAACGGUCUGUUUGGAAGCGCUGGAGAACAUUCUCAAGGUUGGAGAAGCGGAGAAGAUCUUAGGUCACACGGGAGACGAAAACCUCUACGUUACACUGAUAGAGGAAGCAGACGGAGUUGAGAAGAUUGAGAAUCUUCAGUCUCACGCCAACGACGAGUUAUACAAGAAAGCCGUUGCCAUCCUUGAGACCUAUUGGACUGAAGACGAUGAUGAAGGAGGCAACGAUGAGAAUCACGCUCCGCAAUCCGGUUUCCAGUUCGGAAGCCCUAAUGUUCCUCCUGGUCAAUUCAACUUCAUUUGA